GAACUUUCAUAUGAAAGAGUCAUGGAUAUUUAUGAGGCAGAAAAAGCUCAAGGUGUUAUUGUUUCAGUAGGUGGACAAUUACCACAAAAUAUUGCACUACGGUUACAUGAUAACAGUGUGAAUAUCUUGGGAACUAGUCCAGAGAUGAUUGAUAGAGCAGAAGACCGAUUUAAAUUCUCGCAAAUUUUGGACAAAAUUGGUGUAGAUCAACCUGAAUGGAAGGAAUUGUCGAGUGCUGAAGAAGCUGAAAAAUUUGCUGACCUCGUGGGAUACCCUGUUCUCGUUCGUCCUUCAUAUGUGCUUUCAGGUGCUGCCAUGAAUGUAUGUCAUAACCGCGAAGCACUACACAAGAACCUUUUCGAAGCAACUUCGGUCUCUCCUGAACAUCCGGUGGUGAUCUCCAAAUUUAUACAUGGAGCUGACGAAAUCGAUGUUGACGCUGUAGCACAUAAAGGCAAGCUUCUGAUUCAUGCCGUUUCGGAGCAUGUUGAAAACGCCGGUGUUCACUCCGGUGACGCCACUCUUGUACUGCCGCCACGUGAUAUUGACGAAAAAACAAUGGCGCGAUUGAAGGAAGUCGCCGAGAAAGUUGCCAGUGCAUUUGAAAUUACAGGUCCAUUCAAUAUGCAAAUUAUCAAAAAGGAUGUUCCAGGUGGUGAACCAUUAUUGAAGGUUAUUGAGUGUAAUUUACGGGCUUCAAGAUCAUUCCCAUUCGUUUCCAAAGUGCUCGGCACGAAUUUCAUUGAUGUUGCCACGCACGCAUUGGCUGAUUACAAAGUUCCCAAACCAGUUGACGUUAUGAUUGAAAAGAAAGAUUAUCAAGCUGUCAAAGUCCCACAAUUCUCAUGGACACGCCUUGCAGGUGCUGAUCCGUUCCUUGGCGUAGAGAUGGCAUCGACUGGUGAGGUUGCUUGCUUCGGAAAAGAUAAAUACGAAGCAUACUGGUCUGCGAUUCAAUCAACACAGAAUUUCCGAGUUCCAGAAAUCGGAAGUGGUAUCCUCUUGGGAAGAGAUGAAUUUACGGAUGAAGACGAUUUCUAUGCCGUAGCACACACUUUAUCAAAAGAUUUAGGUCAUCCAUUAUAUACUAAUUCCGAAACAGUCACGAAGUAUUUAUCUAGACGUAAUAUUCAGGCAACAACAUUGACUUUACCCGAGCAAAAUAAACGUGCUCUCCAACAAGUGUUCCAAGAAAACAAGAUUGAUUUUGUUUUCAAUCUCGCAUCAAUUCGGGCCAACACUGUGACUGAUGAGAACUAUAUUGCCAGAAGAUCAGCAGUAGAUUUCGGUAUACCAUUGAUUAAUGACGCCAAAUGCGCCAGAUUGUUUGUAGAAUCUGUAAAGAGAAAGCGUCAAGAGUUAGGUAGUUUAUCAGUUGGAGAGCAUCCUGCAGAAGUCCGAAGUUGGUCUGAAUUCGUUGGUGGAAGAUAUUGUUAA
Molecule: messenger RNA, 1437 nt
Organism: Acaulospora morrowiae
Lineage: Eukaryota; Fungi; Glomeromycota; Glomeromycetes; Diversisporales; Acaulosporaceae
Source: the annotation of a GenBank genome assembly